AUGAUGGCAUUUAAUCCGGCAGCUGCAUUCAACGCCCAGCUGUUAGCUGCCUCACAACCGUCAACACCAGUGAAAGCUGAAUCAUCGAAUUCAAUCGGCGCUCCACCUACCUCACAUUCUGAUCUCACAAAUGACGCAAUCCGCUUCCUGAAUGCUAGCGGUCCUCUGUUAACGCCUGGUAUUCCGGGUUUUCCGCAUCCGAUGAAUGCUGAAGUUGCGGCAUUUCGUGCUGCAGUUGCGCAAGGUGCAAUACCAUUUCCUGCUGCCGCAGCUGCUGCAGCUAUGUACUCGGGUAUGCAUCCGGCGGAGUUAAAGCCAGAAAUGAUGGGUACAACGGCAAGCGGUGUACCAGGAUUCUUCUUCGACGCAUCGCUUGGUUAUCAUCCAUAUGCUGGAGGUUUAGAUGGUGCUCGACGAAAGAAUGCAACACGUGAAACAACAGCACCACUCAAGUCAUGGCUUAAUGAACACCGAAAGAAUCCUUAUCCGACAAAAGCCGAGAAAAUUAUGCUUGCUCUAUUAACAAAAAUGACUCUCACUCAGGUAUCAACCUGGUUUGCAAAUGCUAGACGGCGUCUGAAAAAAGAGAACAAAAUGACGUGGUCUCCAAGAAAUCGACCGGGUGAGGAUGACGACGAUGAUUUAGCAGAUAUUGAUACUUCAGAACGUGAUCCUUGUGAUCGUCCGUCAAGCAGUACAUCGAAUAUUAGUGAUCUAGGUGAAUCACUGAAACAUGAGAGAGUGUCGUCAAAUGAUAUCAAUGGCACUGAUAAACUGGCGAUAACACCGACAGCAUCGGGACUUGCUUCUGCAACAAUAACGGCCACAACAACAACAAGCUCCACUUGCACAAACUCUGAGUCAUCACCGAAAAAAACGAAAAUUUGGUCGAUCGCCGAAACACUCUCGAGUCGCUCUUCAGAAUCAGACAAAACCAAUGCGAACACUGCAUGUACCUCAGUACAACAGAAGUGUGAAAUGAAUAACGAUGAUUAUUCUCAUAUCCAAUUAUCCACUACAACUGCCAUUCCUUUUCCGUCAUCAUCAUCGUCAUUAUGCUCAUCGGCGAAUUGUCCUCCUGGUGUUGUUGUUGAUGGAGCUGCGCCAUUGUCUGCUCACCCGCCACCACCGUUUUUGCAGUUCAAUCCUUGGCAACAACAGAUGGCUGCGAUUGCGAUGUCUCGUAUGCCUUCGUUCCCUAGGCCUGACCUGUUAACUGUUAUGGCUCAGUCAAGACCCCCGCCUCCUGCAGCUAUGCUGUUCAGUCCUCUUUUAAUGGGUUCACCGCUCGGUAUUAUGCCACAACCACCACAGUCCACAUCAUCAUCGUCUUCGUCAGUUCAAACGAUAACACCAGUAUCCACAUCUUCGCAACAAUCAAAUGGUUCGUCAUUUAUAAGCAUCUUUUUUACUUAUGUCUUAUUUUCACUUCAUAAAAGCGUUUUACCUAGUGCAGGUUUCUAUGAGGCUUGCUAUUAA
This is a messenger RNA of Anisakis simplex (herring worm), 1479 nucleotides long. The record is from the annotation of a GenBank genome assembly. Lineage: Eukaryota; Metazoa; Nematoda; Chromadorea; Rhabditida; Anisakidae.